AUGAAUCGAAAUGAUGCCCUUCUUAUAGGAGCUGUGGUACUUCUUCUGUGUUGUGCGGGAAGUGUGGCCUACACCUACGCCAUCACCUUUCGUGAUAAUCUGCCGGCUUCGGGGCUCAUGGAGAUGAUGUUUACGCAAUCACAUUUAUUUUUUAACGAGUUCUAUGAAGCGCCAUGGGUGCGCUGUACUCCUUAUCUUAUUGGAUUGGGUGUUGGCUAUUUGGUCGCUCGAAUCGGAAGGAAAAAGCCCCGAUUACACUGGGUUAUCGUGGUAAUUAUGUGGAUAGUUGCGACCGCUAUUGCGCUAUUAGCCCUUUUUGGAGUUCACAAUUACAUUAAGGGAGACGAUAAUUGGAGGUAUAUUAUUCAGAAGUUCAGUUAG
Messenger RNA from Cooperia oncophora, 381 nucleotides. The record is from the annotation of a GenBank genome assembly. NCBI's taxonomy places the organism in Eukaryota, Metazoa, Nematoda, Chromadorea, Rhabditida, Trichostrongylidae.